Molecule: messenger RNA, 3811 nt
Organism: Topomyia yanbarensis
Lineage: Eukaryota; Metazoa; Arthropoda; Insecta; Diptera; Culicidae
Gene: Gyg
Product: glycogenin-1
Exons: 9
Coding region: 548-3553 (1001 amino acids)
Cellular component (GO): cytoplasm
Molecular function (GO): glycosyltransferase activity
Source: RefSeq, a predicted model, not a curated record
CAAAAGAGCAACAACAAAAGCCUUCGCGAUCUCUCACAAGAGAACAUCGUCGGCUUGCUUUCCUUUCAGCCGACCGAGGUUUGAUCCUCCUCUCGAUCAUUUGUGUCCGAGUUCCCGAGCUAGCGAGAUGUUUCUUCAGUGAUUCUUUGAUCGGCGUGUGAAAUUUUUCAUAUUUUUUUUUGCUCCCUCCUCGAGUCCCAAUCAGAGUGUGUAGGAAGGAAGUCGCAAAGCACCAGUGCAGGCCGUCGCAGGAAUUCCGAAGAAAGCUGUCCUCUUGCGAGUGUAUCUGUUCAUUCUCCGGUGACUGGUGUUAUUUUUAGUUCUGCCGCAGUUUGUCUCGCCAUCAGUAAAGUGCGGCCGGUUGCCAUCGACGGGGCCGAUUUAAUACAGCGCGCACUGGUAGUUACGGCAAAGAAAAUUGUGAACCUGAACGGUUGGGAAUCGGAUCCGAGUGAAGUCAAGUGCGUGUUUUAUUUUUUUCUCUAGACGGCCUGCUGUAGCGGUGUUUCUCAUCUAAGCAGAAGCGGGACUCGAACGACUAGGAACCAUGUCAAAUUUCGCGUGGGUGACGCUAGCGACCAAUGAUUCGUACUCGCUUGGUGCCCUCGUGGUGGCACACUCCCUCAAACGGGUGCAUACGGCGCAUCAGCUAGCCGUACUGAUAACGCCCGGCGUGUCGGAGGCAAUGAAAACCAAACUCCGGGCAGUGUUCAACGUGGUGGAGGAAGUCAACCUGCUUGACUCGAAGGACGAAGCCAACCUGGCACUGCUGAAGCGUCCCGAGCUGGGAAUCACAUUCACUAAGCUCCACUGCUGGCGGUUGGUGCAGUUUGAGAAGUGCGUUUUCCUCGAUGCCGACACGCUGGUACUGCGAAAUUGCGACGAACUGUUCGAGCGGGAAGAACUGUCCGCCGCCCCGGAUGUCGGCUGGCCCGAUUGCUUCAACUCGGGUGUCUACGUGUAUCGGCCUAGUAUGGACACGUUCUCCAGUCUGUUGGAGUUUGCCGUGCAGCAUGGAAGUUUCGAUGGAGGUGAUCAGGGAUUGCUGAACUCGUACUUUAGCGAUUGGGCUACAAAGGACAUCUCGCGACAUUUGCCGUUCGUGUACAACACGUCAUCGGUUGCUUCCUACUCGUACCUUCCAGCAUUUAAGCAGUUCGGCCAAAAUACGAAAAUCUUGCACUUCAUUGGAACGGCCAAACCAUGGCUGCAGAAUUUCAACUCGGAAACUCGUACAGUGCACACCCCAGGUGGCUUCCAGCAUCUAGCUAACUUCCUGCAGUACUGGUGGGAUAUCUUCUGCGAAGAUAUCCAUUCACGUCUUAGUUCGGAAAUGUCUGACCUUUUAAGGAUUGAUCUCGUAGAUGUAAGUAAACAGCAACAAGUUUUCAGGCGCUGGAUUAAACCAGGCAAGGUUAGUAGUAGCUCGUAUCGUUCCACCGGGACUGACAACUUCAGCACUCAUGGGCACUCGAACGGUGGUGGUGGUGGCUUUGAUGUGAAUGGUAAUUCUAACCCGUAUUAUCAACAAUAUCGGGAUGAGUUUGUAGUGACCUACGAUAUAUCAACCGAGUACGUUGACCCGUGGGAAGAAUACCUGCUGAAGCAGGAGCAAGAACGCGAACAAAGAGCGCGGCAACAGCAGAAACUCGAAGAGGAAAGGUUAUAUUACCAGUAUCUGGACAAUCAACGGUUGCAAGAACAGCAACAACGCAAUCAUGAGCUGUGGUUGCAGCAGCAACAGCAACACCAACAACCACAACAACAGCAUGAUCAUGCACAUCACCAAGAUCACACUCAUCAGCAUCAUCAUGAGCACCACGAUCACUACCACGAUGCUAAUGUUUUUCAGAGCACAGAACAGUGGGUUGAACAUGUGAAUAAACAUGAUCAAGGGGGUCACUGGGAACCGGGCCCAUUGGAGAGUGGGCAGGUGGAGGCUGGCGGAGGUGACGGUGCCGUUGAUCACUCCCAUGAACAUCAAUGUCAGCAUCAUCAUCAACAACAGCAGCCGCCGCAAGAGUACCACCAUCAUUCGAUUCCGCAAGAGGUCUCUACUAGUGGGGGUGCAGCUGCUAGUGUUGAUGUGCAGCAUGAACAUGGUGGCGGUGGUGGUGAACAUCAUCAUCAACAACAACAACAUCAACAACAAGAAUAUCAGCACGAUCAAUCGACAGAGCAUGGUAACGGGAGUGGCCUUGCUGGAGCACUGUCGCAGCUACACCUCGGCGAACCCAAGUCCGUCGAGCAGGAAGCGUACGAAGAGCACAUGCGCCGUCAGUGCUGGGAACAGGGCAAUAUUGACUAUAUGGGGCGGGAUUCGUUCGAAAAUAUCUGGCGUCGCAUCCAGCAGACUCUAGGAAUGCUUCCUGAUCAGACAGCAGCGGCAUCCGAACCCGAACCGGCACCGGUACCAACAGCAUCGGUAUCGGUCCCCGUCAGCCCAUCUCCCCAUAGACGCCGCUCGUCCAAAUCCCGGUCCCGUUCUGCCACACCGAAGCGGGAUCCGCGGGAUCGCUCGCCAACUCCGCCGCCGGAGGACAAAGUACCUGUCGAGAAGAAGGAAGUUCUAAUUGAGGCGACCAUCCAUGAAGAAGACGAUGGCUUAGACGCUACAUCACUAAAUGAGCGUAGCGUCAGGUGCUCCAAAUUGCCCCCACCGGUUCAGUACGAUCCCACGACCCGAGCGACUACACUGACCAAGAAAGUAUUUGCAGGUUAUCAACAGGUCAUCACCACAAAGAGUCCGGAAGGUAAGACUCGCACCCAAACCAAGACUGUCUACGAUCCUAGCGUAGAUGACGACGAACCAGGUUCCGACGCGGUCGAUGCUCCGAUACGCGUAGCUACGGCUACAGUGGUUCAAAGCGAACCCCGCCUGAUUGAAGUACAAGAACCUGCAAUCGUGCCGGUUAAACUACUCGAUCCAGUAAUCGAGCCGCUUAAACCGGUAGAGCUGAAACCAGAAGCAGUAUCGGUUCCUGAACAAGAAGCCAAAUCUGCUCCUCCUCCACUUCGUGCAGAACGAAAACCCUCUCCACCUCGACGGUCUCAGAAACCUCAGAUGCAGCAAGUGGCUCAGGAAUCGAUGGCAGGUAAAGAACCUAACGUCGAACCGCCCAAAACUGUUCGACGUAAACGAUUAACAUCACCACCAGCUUCCCCACAAACUCCGUCACCUAAAACAGUUCAGCCACCACCUUCGCCAAAGACGGCCACCGUUACGCCAAAAACUCCAUCAGUCAAAAAACCAUCAUCAUCUACCAAAUCAAAGCAAUCCGCUGCUACUACUACUACUACUCCUAAAUCUACGACAAAUCACACGAGUCCGUCAAAGUCAGCAUCAUCUACCACCACAAACGCAACCAUCCGUCAAUCACUACCAACAGCGCUGUCCAAAAACCACCAGAAAAUACCGAAGACUCUCGAAGAGCUGGAGGCCGUUCCUCUUACAGCCAGCGACGAACUGCCGGCGGUGCCACCUCGACGUAAACGGGAAAGUAAAGUUGCCCGCAUAGCCAAAUUCUUCCGCACCUAUUGCACGAUAUUGUGAGAUGGUAGCACACCAAAAAAAAAAAAAAACAAACUCUUAAACAGAUAUGAGACCCAAACAUGUGCCGAAUCCGAAAAGUGCCUGUUUUAUUUUAUAUUGCUAUAAAUAUGCAUUUUACUACUAAUGUCGCUGUACAAAUCCGAGUUUGAAUAUUCUGUAUGGAGAGAUUGUUGUGGCGUGGAAUGAUAAUUAUUAUCGCUAUUAUUAUUAUUAUUGUUAUUGGUUUGUAAUAAAAUAUUGUUUAUUUUUUUCCCUGUU